CUGUAUGCUAAUGCCCAAGGUCUUCCCUCCAAAAUUGAUGAUUUCAAGGCAGUACUUUCGAAGUGGAAACCUGAUGUAGUUGCUAUAAUCGAAACAUGGCUAAAAACAGAAAUCGCGGAUUCGGAGAUUUCGACACCAGCAUACCAGAUUUUCCGCAAAGAUCGUCAAAACCGACAAGAUGGUGGGUUUGCGGUGUAUGUCCUAACUGGAAUCUCUGUUGUCGAAAGAGAACACACUCAAGCCCGGGAGUGUGAAUCCGUCUGGUUAAAGAUAAAGAAGGCUAAUUCGCAGAACCUAGAAUUCCUGGCCGUAGACCGGCCACCAAACAAUCUUAAUAGAGCCGACAACUCGCUCCUUAGUCUGGCGAAGGAAGCUGCCAACCACCAGGAGGUCCUUAUUGUUUGUGACUCCAUGGCACCUGCAAUUGACUGGAGCAACCUGACAGUGGAGGCGGCGUCCACUUCCUUUAUUUCCUAA
Messenger RNA from Dibothriocephalus latus, 477 nucleotides. NCBI's taxonomy places the organism in Eukaryota, Metazoa, Platyhelminthes, Cestoda, Diphyllobothriidea, Diphyllobothriidae. The record is from the annotation of a GenBank genome assembly.